Molecule: messenger RNA, 737 nt
Organism: Neltuma alba
Lineage: Eukaryota; Viridiplantae; Streptophyta; Magnoliopsida; Fabales; Fabaceae
Product: probable choline kinase 1
Exons: 5
Biological process (GO): phosphatidylethanolamine biosynthetic process; phosphatidylcholine biosynthetic process
Cellular component (GO): cytoplasm
Molecular function (GO): choline kinase activity; ethanolamine kinase activity
Source: RefSeq, a predicted model, not a curated record
CCAUUUCUACGUCUGACUUCGUCACUCAUAAAGAUCAAAGGCGUCGGUAUUGCUUUCUCUGCAGCUUUCUUGGACUCAUCUCUCACUCUCUUUUACUAUUGGCUCUCCUUUUGCUUCUUCGGUUUCUAUCUAACUUCAUUUUGUAUCUCUGCCUUUCUGAAUCUGUCAAUUUCCCCUGUUCUCUAGCUUCUGGGUUCUGACGAGUUAUCGAAUCCCAGUUUCCCCUGCUUCUAAGCUCUGACUCUUCUAUUUCUUCCCGAUUCGAUUGACGAAAUGGCCAUAAAAACAAUUGAAUUGCUAAAAGGCUGUGCAUCACCAGAAGAGAUAAUGGAGGUUCUGGCAUCGGUGGCUUUAGAAUUAGGAGACGUGACAGAUGAUAUGGAUGCCUUGCAGGUUGUGCCUUUGAAGGGAGCCAUGACCAAUGAAGUCUUUCAGAUAAACUGGCCAACCAAAAACGGUGAUUCUCUCAGAAAAGUUCUGGUUCGUUUGUACGGUGAAGGUGUUGAAAUUUUCUUCAAUAGGGAAGAAGAAAUUCGGACCUUUGAGUGUAUCUCCAAGCACGGCCAGGGUCCUCGCCUCCUUGGCCGGUUCUCCACCGGUCGGGUUGAGGAGUUCAUCCAUGCCAGAACACUCUCAGCUGCCGACCUACGAGACCCGGAAAUAUCGGCUUUAAUAGCAUCUAAGAUGAGGGAAUUCCAUAAUCUUCAUAUGCCAGGUCCAAUUAAAGUUCAGCUUUG